Entamoeba invadens IP1 is the source of this 1008-nucleotide messenger RNA. Its product is annotated as serine/threonine-protein kinase, putative. Lineage: Eukaryota; Evosea; Mastigamoebida; Endamoebidae. The annotation marks the transcript as partial. The record is from RefSeq and is a predicted model, not a curated record. Gene Ontology annotation, molecular function: protein kinase activity; ATP binding. Gene Ontology annotation, biological process: protein phosphorylation. The transcript has a single exon.
UACUUCCCCGUCCUCUGCGAAAUCUUGAAGUCGACAACGAAGAAACGGUACGCCACAAUGACUGAGAAACGGGCGAUGACAAAUAAAAAUGAGGACGCCUCGACGAGUGCGCCAGAAACUACUAAAAAGCGACAGUCCUCACAAAUUGACGAUGGCGAGGAGUUAACGACGAUCGCCGAAAAGGAUGAUCCCAAACUGUAUUUCACAAACUUCCAACAAAUUGGGAAAGGAGGAUUUGGUGAAGUUUUUGUCGCGACACGAAAAGAAGACGGGAAGUUAGUGGCAUUGAAAAUAUUGAAACACUCGGCGAAUGAAAGGUAUAGCAAAAUUGGUAUUGAAGUCGCUCGAUUGUAUCAUUGGCGCCACCCAAACAUAGUUGGAUUUGAAGGGUGUUGGAUCUUUGAUAAUCGGGUGUAUAUUGGGAUGGAGUAUUGUUCACAAGGCACGUUAAAGUCGUUGAUGAAAACAAAACAACACUUCAAUGAACCAGAUACUGCGUUUUUGAUUCGCGAGACGUUACGGGCGUUACAGUACAUUCACGAGUUCGGGUUCAUUCACAGAGAUAUCAAAACAGCGAAUAUCAUGUUGUCUUCUACACAUGCAGUUAAGGUGAUUGAUUUCGGAUUGGUCGUGAGAGCGUCAAACAACCCCUCCAACCGAGCUGGAAGUAAAGCUUACAUGGCGCCAGAGGUUAUAAAACAAGAGCCUUAUGAUUAUCGAGUGGACGUGUGGAGUGUCGGGUGUGUGUGCCAAGAGUUAUUAGAAGGGAAUCCCCCAUACAAAGAAGUUGGGUUAGUUAAAGGGACGUUUAAGACUGCGACUAUUGGUGCGAUGGGAUUAAGAAACCCAACAAAGGUGUCGAAAGAGUUGAAAGACUUCAUCGCUCGAUGCUUUGUGUUCGACUUCAAACAACGCCCUUCAUGCGCAGAACUUCUCAAGAUGCCCUUUUUCGACAUGGCAGAGAGUAGUCUUCUCAAGAAACAGGUCAAGCCAGAUGCUGUUGAGUAA